This is a messenger RNA of Babjeviella inositovora NRRL Y-12698, 1392 nucleotides long. Its product is annotated as tRNA (guanine) methyltransferase. Lineage: Eukaryota; Fungi; Ascomycota; Pichiomycetes; Serinales. The transcript is spliced from 2 exons. Gene Ontology annotation, biological process: tRNA N1-guanine methylation; mitochondrial tRNA methylation. Gene Ontology annotation, cellular component: mitochondrial matrix; cytoplasm. Bases 1 to 1392 code for a protein of 463 amino acids. The record is from RefSeq and is a predicted model, not a curated record.
AUGAAAGAGCUCGAUCGCGAGUUUUUCCGCAAAUCAGUGGAUUUUGCCAUUGUAUAUUUCCCAGAAGCCCGCUCCAUCGGCCAAUUUGUCAAGAGCCAUAGGAAGGAUCUCUUGGCUGUGCCAACCAUCCCUCAUGUCAUGAAGUCGCCCACUGAAGCCGACCCAGCGCGCAAAGGGGUGAUUCUCACUCACAAUAUCAAUAAUUUCGCAAACUGGAAAGACUUUGUCGCUCCUGAGACUGCUGCCACAAUUGCAGCGUUGAACGGAACGGUGGAAAAGUUCCUGUACGCUUUGACCUACGACUUCUGGAAGACGGACGAGAUCUUGAACGCCAUUUUGCCCACUGAGUUGUGUGGUGAGAUUCCGUCCGGUUUCACCGUGUGCGGUCAUGUUGCCCAUUUCAACUUGAAAAAUGAGUUUAAGCCGUGGGGGAAGCUCCUUGGCCAGGUCACCUUGGACAAAAACGCCCACAUCCGAACUGUGGUGGACAAAGUAGACUCUAUUGCCACAAAGUUCCGCACCUUCAAGAUGAAAUUGCUUGCGGGUGAUGAUGAUAUGUUGGUGGAACAAAGAGAAUCCGGCUGUCGUUUCCAGUUCGACUUUUCGUCGGUCUACUGGAACUCCAGAUUGCACACCGAACACGAGAGAUUAGUCGCAUUGUUCCAGCCCGGCGAGGUGGUGGGCGAUGUCAUGGCUGGCGUUGGUCCGUUUGCCAUACCUGGUGGGAGAAAGAAGGUUAUUGUGAUGGCCAACGAUUUGAACCCUGAAGCGCACAAGUACCUUGUAAAGAACAUUGCGUUGAACAAGGUAAGUGAGUUCGUUACCCCGCACAAUAUGGACGGCAGAGAGUUUAUCAUUCGGUCGCCAAGGAUGUUGCUUGACUAUGCCAACGCUAAAAAAGAGAUUUCUGUUACCAGACCAGCCAAGAAGAGAAAGACCAACGAGGGCAUUGCUGAAAAUACCAGUGUGGUGAUUCCAAAGUUCUAUUCGCACUACGUGAUGAACCUCCCCGACUCCGCGUUGACCUUUCUCGAUUCAUUUAUUGGACUUUAUUCCGAUCCAGAAGUCAGAGAUGUGGUCAAGCUGGUCCCAGAAUUCAAGCUUCCAACUAUUCAUGUGCAUUGCUUCGAGAAGUGGGAGUAUGAUGAGACACCAGAGCCAAGUAUGGAAGAGUUGCACAAGAGGGUCUACAGGAAGAUCUGCGAGUUGAUUGAGUUUGACGCACCGUUCAAUUCCUUCAGCUUCCAUUUGGUCAGAUGGGUUGCGCCAACUAAGCCGAUGUUCUGUGUGAGCUUUAAGUUACCAGAGAAGGUUGCAUUCCGUUCUGGUGUUACCGAUCCGUAUUUAUUGGUAUUUGCGCUCAUCGAGAUUUCGAAUUGGAAUAAAUUUUAG